AACUCCAUGCCCUCUGGGACACCAAGCCCACUUCUGGGUACUGGCCUUUAGGGGCCUUGGAUGUGGGUGGCACAGCACGGGCUAAAUGGUGCCCAGGAGGAAGGCAGCAGGACUGUGGGCAUGCAGGCCUAAUGCCAGGGCCAGGGCAGGCUUCAUGCCUGCUUCCUCCCGUCUAGAAUCCUGGAGCCGCACAAUUUCCGACCCAACACCCUGUACUCCAGUGACUGACUCAACAGAAGCUGCUGCCGGCAGAUGCUGUGUGCUGCGGACCCACCUGGGGUUCAUGGAGUGGGCCACGGGGCCCAGCCCUGAGCACUGCUGUACCCAGGCUCGCCGUGCCUGCUGCUGAGGAGUCCCCGUGCUGCUGGCUCUCACCAUUGCCCUCGCCUGCCGAUGGCCUCUGCUGCCCAGCCUGGGGCCAGCUCUACCGCCUGAGCCCCCUGCCCCCCUUCAGGACUCACCGUACCCCGAUGGGGUAACGUGACAGAGGCCCCGCACGUCAGAGGCCGCUGUCCCCACGGCCGCUGCCCGUGACCCCUGGCCCAAGGCUGCUGGAGUUGGUUCAGUUCAAGUUCAUUCUUCCUUUGGCCCUUGGGGGCUUGGGGCCCACCUCUGAGUGAAGGGGGCUGUCUGCCCAGCCACCGAUGUGGAGAGGGCGCCCCCAGCGUGGGGUCCAGCUCUGGACACUGCUUGGCGGCCGGAUUCUCUUUGGGCUUUUAAGUUUUCUUUGCUGAGCUUUUUUUGGUUGUUCUUUUUAUUUUUUGCCUCUUUAUGACUAUCCAGCUGUGAGAGACAGGAGUUUGGAGUUGCCUGCUUUACUUUGGGCGGGGAGGGGGCUGUUUUUUCUCUUUUCUUUUUUAAGAUUUGGGUUUUCUUUUUUAAUUAUCCAAACACUGGGCAGCUUCCUCCCCCACGCCUAAGUAUUUGCACAAUAUUUGUGCGGGGUAUGGGGGUGGGUUUUUAAAUCUCGCUUUUCUUGGACAAGCACAGGGAUCUUGUUCUCCUCAUUUUUGGGGGGUACGUGGGGACUUCUCAGGACGUGUCCCCAGCCUUCUGUGCAGCCCCUUCUGCCCUGCCGGGCCUGUCGGGAGGCGCCAUGGCUCGGAUGAACCGCCCGGCCCCGGUGGAGGUGAGCUACAAACACAUGCGCUUCCUCAUCACCCACAACCCCACCAACGCCACGCUCAGCACCUUCAUCGAGGACCUGAAGAAGUAUGGGGCCACCACCGUGGUGCGCGUGUGUGAAGUGACCUAUGACAAAACGCCGCUGGAGAAGGACGGCAUCACAGUUGUGGACUGGCCGUUUGACGACGGGGCGCCCCCGCCCGGCAAGGUAGUGGAAGACUGGCUGAGCCUGGUGAAGGCCAAGUUCUGUGAGGCCCCCGGCAGCUGCGUGGCUGUGCACUGCGUGGCGGGCCUGGGCCGGGCUCCAGUCCUUGUGGCGCUGGCCCUCAUCGAGAGUGGGAUGAAGUACGAGGACGCCAUCCAGUUCAUCCGCCAGAAGCGCCGUGGAGCCAUCAACAGCAAGCAGCUCACCUAUCUGGAGAAAUACCGGCCCAAACAGAGGCUGCGGUUCAAAGACCCACACACGCACAAGACCCGCUGCUGUGUCAUGUAGCUCAGGACGUUGACCGGGCCUGGUGGCCCUGCCCAGCCCUGCUCUGCCCAGCCCAGCAGGGGCUCCAGGCCUUGGCUGGCCCCACAUCGCCUUUUCCUCCCCGACGCCCCCGCGCACUUGUGUCCGAGGAGGCCCCUGGCCCGUGUGGCCUCCGGGCCUUCUCCUGUCUCCGCCGCUCUCUCUGGCAGCGCUGGCCGUGGCUCUGUCUUUCCGAGGUGGGUCGGGCGCCCUCUUCCCUGGACCCCCGCCCGCCCCCUCCCACACCAGCCCAGGCCGAUCUCCUCUGGCCUGUUUGUUGCAGGGCGGGGGUACAUUUUGUAACCACUGGGCCCCCCCAGCCCAUCUUCUGCGACCCCUUGCCCUGACCUGUUCUCGGCACCUUAAAUUAUUAGACCCCAGGGCAGUCAGGUGUUCUGGACACUCGAAGGCAAUAAAUCAGGAGCCGUGGCAUGGC
This is a messenger RNA of Macaca mulatta (Rhesus monkey), 2072 nucleotides long. RefSeq names its product protein tyrosine phosphatase 4A3 (gene PTP4A3). NCBI's taxonomy places the organism in Eukaryota, Metazoa, Chordata, Mammalia, Primates, Cercopithecidae. Gene Ontology annotation, biological process: protein dephosphorylation. The record is from RefSeq and is a predicted model, not a curated record.